UAAACAUGGCGGCUGCGGGCCCCGCCAAGUCCCCAAGUGGACUUAUUGGACAGCGGGAAAAACAGAAAAGCAGGAACGGGUCCAAGGAUGAACAGCCAGAAGGAAAAGAAACUACACGGUUACUAACGUUGGAUGAGGCCAGGUGCCCGUUGUGCCACGAAAUCUUUCUGGAACCCGUUACUAUGCCUUGCAGACACUCGGUGUGUCUUCCCUGUUUUAAGCAAGCAGUACAAUUUACCAGUCUGUGCUGUCCGCUCUGUCGCCUCCGAGUGUCCAGCUGGGCCCGCAGACAGUCCCGGGAGAAGGGCCUGGUAAACACUGAACUUUGGGAUAGGGUCAGGCAGAGUUAUCCCGAGAAAUGCAAACAGAGAAUGGAGCGACAAGAGGGAGAAGAGAAAAUAUUCUGUUCCCCUGCUCACAUUUGUAAACCUGGAGACAUCCGACAGGACUAUGAGCAGCAAAAGAAUAAGGUGGUAGUGAAAGAGGAGAAGAGAACACAACCUCAGCAGAAAAUGGAGGACUGUGGAAUACCAAAGCACUUUCAAAACUCUAUCUUUGGGGUUUUGUCCGACCUGGAGAACGAGGAGCCGGCAGGGAGGAGGAGCAGACACGCGUCUGCAUUCGUCCGCAAAACCCGGAGUUCCCCAGCGUCCAGCCGAAUCAGUCUGCAGAACCGGGUGGUGCAGAGGAGCAGGAGCUGUACCGAGGGGGAGGAGGGCCGGGGGAAGGACGGCUGCCCGUCACGGCUGUCUGCCAUGGCCGAGGCUUCCGUGGCCUACAGCUACAACGCGGGGAUCCUGCUGUCAACGGAGAAUAGCCGGUCCCUCUCCGCCCCGGCCCUCGCCUCCGAAAGGCGCCACCCCUGGCGGGGCGUCGCCAUAGCGACCGCCUCCAAGCCGGAGCGGUCAAUCAGCCCCGAGAGCAACGACAGCAUCUCAGAGGAGCUCAACCACUUCAAGCCCAUUGUGUGUUCCCCCUGCACCCCCCCAAAGCGGCUGCCCGAUGGCCGCUUCCUGGAGCCCACUGUGGUCAAGUCCACCCCCCGCAACCUGAGCCGCAGCCUGCAGCGGCCCACCAGCUACGAGGCCAGCCCCACCAUCCUGCACAAGUGGCGGCAGAUCGAGACGGACCGCCAGCUCAGCAAGGUGUCGUCCCGCGGCACUGCCACCAGCCCCGCCCUGGACCAGAGCCCAGCAGGGGACAGGAGGGGCAGGCUGGGGCAGGACGCCCUGGGGCAGAGCCGAGCAGGAGGCAGGAAGGGCAGGUUGGGGCAGGACACCCUGGGGCAGAGCCCAGCAGGGGGCAGGAAGGAGAAGCUGGGGCAGGACUCGCAGACGGAGAGCGAGAGAGAGGGGAAGCUGUGCAAUAAGAGAAGGUUAAUAUUCGAGCAGCCCGGCGCGGACCACAGCCUUCCUGCGAAGCGAUUGGCCAAGGCCCAGACCCCGCCCGCCCUGGGCUCGUGCGAGGAGUCGGAGGACGUGGCCGACAGCAGCAGGCGGCCGAUCCUGCUGCUCUACAGCCCGCGCGGCGACGCCCUGCAGUGCCCGCAGAAGCCACUGGAGGCGCCGGAGCAGCGGCUGAACCCCGGUUCCCGGACCAGCCGGAGGAGCCACGGCCGCAAGAGGAACCAGAAGACCAAGCACCUGGAGGCGGCGGGCGGCAGGGCGCGGAGCCGGGGCGAGGUGGACGUGGGCCGGCUGUACGAGCGCUGCCUGCAGCAGGAGCGGCAGGACCGCCAGCUGGCCCUGAGGCUGCAGAGACAGUUCAACAUGGAGCGCGAGCGCGAGGAGCGCAGGGCCAGCCCGGACCGCUACCUGCUGCGCUCCUGGGCCUUCCCCGACCGCCACGCCGAGUACAGCCCGCGCAGGUCCGUACGCAUCUCCAAAAAGAGCUAGCCCUCCGGCUCCUGUCCCUUCCCCACCCGUAGUCCUUCUUUGGUCAGUCAACCAACACGCUUGUCUUUGCUUCGGCCGUUUUUGUCCUUUUCAGGCACUUAAAUGUAACGCUUUUAGGCACAAAGUCCUUUGAUUCAGUGUUGAAGGCAAAUCAGGAUGGAAUCUCCCGAUGAGUAUCGAAUUGCACAGGGGGCAUGUUUUUUUGUUUUGUUUUGUUUUGUUUUGUUUUUUUCAGAAUUUUUCUAAUCUAAUAAUGACUUUGCUAUUAUCUUACUUUGUUUGAAAGUCACAAACUGAUUUAUUCAGUUGCAAAUAAUAUAGAUUGAUCAUAUGCAUUAUAUCAGAAGUAGUGAGAAGCUUACAUUUACCGCAAAUGCAUUUAAUAUAAUCUUUUUUUGAUAAUUUGCAGAAUCAGUAUGAUGUACUACAGUGGUAUGGAAGAUGCUACCACCUGGGUGGUUUGUGGUUAUUUCUGAAAGAUGUAACGCAUGGAUACAUUUUGUUUUUUUAUUUGGGUAAUGUACACCAAAAAGUAGGCAUCGGAGGUGCCCAGGCACAGGAAACAGACAGAUACUGUAGGACUUAGUAAUAACAGGACCACUGACCUCUGUGAGUAACGGCGGAAAACCAAAGGGCAUAGCUCCUACCAGGAAUGAACAGUUGAACAGCUCUACCAGAAAUGAACAGGCUGCCAACCAUAGUGUUGCUAUGUGGGGAGCAAAGGUGUUUUAUUGGUUCUUACCCAAAAUCUAUUAACCACGCCUGAAAUCCCCACCCAUUAUAGGCCUUGAGACGUCUCUCACCUAGUGUCGCCCCUGGCAACAGGCAGCCCUGGUCACAUGGGUGCAAGAACAACACGGCAAACCGCAUCUUCUAAAAAUAUAUACUAGGGCAUUUCCAAAAACAUGAGUAUGAAACUGUACAACAAAGACAUUUUAGGGCAGAGGUUAUGCUGUAUGUUAGUAUAUCUUUAAAUUAAUAUUAAUACCUGUGUCUUGACCUGACAUUUUUAGUUUUAUUUUAGGGUUAUUUUAUGCAUAAAUGCAUAUCAGUGUUUGCGGCGCUGUGAUGAGAGGGACAGCAGGUUCCCAGGGGCGUUUUCAGCAGAAUAAGACCAACCCUGUUCAUUUGUCCUGAUUGGAUACAAGUCAUAACUUUGACGUUCCAUGGAACACGUCUUUUGUUCUUUUUGUUUAAAACCACUAAAGAGCAAACACCCCCAUAUUGUCACAUCUGAAACAAUUCAUAUACAUAUAUUCAUAUUUAUUUUCCGGCCACACCCAAAAUAUUUUAGGCCGUCCCCGUGACUUUUCUGCUGAGAUUCUGGCUCUCAUCUUUCCCCCUCCUCUCCGGUGCAUUUCCGCCCUCAUAAGACCAGAGGUCAGCUCAAAGCCCUUCUAUUUCAGUGGGGAAUUCAAAGAUGUGUGUGCCGAACCAGCUUUUAUAAAGCAUUUAUAUUUGCUUAGUUGCUCAGCUUUACUGUAUGAUUUCUGGAAUGCAAGUGGAUGAAGUGUUUUUCACAAUCGUUCUAAAGGACUGGAUCUCUUGACUUAAUAUUCAAAUUAAUUUGAUUAGUCGCCUCCAGUGGUAAAAUGCUUCAGGAAAAGUGAGAAAAUGGGCAAAAAUCUACUUUAUAAUCCUUCAGAAAAUACAAGGCUGUUAUUUAUGUUAUGAAUGCAUUAAUUGUUGAUGGGUCACUGUGACCUGACUUACAGGUGCAGUUUAGAUUCAGACAUUGCCCUUUGAAGCACAAAACAUUUAUCUUAGCAUUUACAUUUACACUUAGGCAUGUAGUGGAUGGGAAUAGACUACCCUUACACAUUAUCUGAAUGGAACUGUCAACAAAGUACGGAAUGCAGUCUGCUUACUCCCAAGAACUUGCUCAUUUUCUGUGCCAAAUGUGUAAAAGUGUAGAAAGCUCAAGGAGUUUGAACAUUUGCACAACAAAAGAAAUCUGGCAGAUCAUUAAUGUAAGAGUUACACUGGUCUUUCAUUUUAUUCAUAUGUAUCCAAGCCUGAUUAAUGGAAUGCUGAGUAAAUAUUAACAGCAUCAUUUUUGUUGAGAUUUUAUUAUUUUUGGUUCAAUUUGGAUGUUCCGUGGCGAAAAAUUAUGUAUGGCUUCAGUGAGAGUUUUUCCCCAAAAAAAUGAAAUAUGGAACUAAGGUUAUGAGGGAGUUUUUACCACCCGUUACAUGAUUAGUGAGAACUGACAGGUUUCAUUUUAAUGUAAUUGCUACCUUUAAAAAAAUAUAUGACUUUGUUUAUUCAGAAUUAAAAAUACUCUUGGUUAUUGUGCCUGCAUAUAUUGUUAUUAGUCAAUGGGAAAAUGUGAAGGUUAAGCGUUUCUGUAGUGGUUAUUCGGGGAAUUGUUUGAAUGAUUCUGGUUAUAAUUCCUUUUUACUUUUUCAAACUUGCAACUUGAUAACUUAACCUGAUUUUUUUUUUUUUUAACUGUUUAAACUGACCACAUACCAGAUUCACCACUAUCAAUUUCACUGGAAUACUUUUAGAAAUGUACCCCACUCUUUCCUGUCAAAAGCCUCAACAAUACCUGUGCAGUUUCCAUCUUCAUUAGUUUUAAUUUUUACUAACUGUUGUGGUCUAUUGGAUUCAAGUUACUUUGACUUGGAAAAAGUCCCCUCAGUUGGGUCGGUCAGAAAAGGCUAGUGAGAUGGUCAUCAAACACUUUCAUUGUUACUCUCGUUUUCAUUGUUAAUAAAUAAAAUGCAAACUUAUUAGCAAUACUUCUUUUUUUUUUUGGCGCUAUUGUUGUGGUUUAUCCAGCAACAGUUGAGUGACUGGCCAAUGAAGUGACUUUGAAGCAGAGUACCUUAAAAGUGCUCCAGGCAGCAACCUGAACACAGGUGCUACUGGGCUGCUGUAGCUUUCAUCACAAGCCAUGUGAGACUUCCACAAGCAGUCAACACUACAUGCAGUCACAUUGCUCUAUGUUUUCAUUUUUCUGGGGUUUUCUCCCUCUUGUGUCAGUGCAAGAUGUACCUGUAUCUGCAGCGUAGCCUUGAUAUAAACACAUGCAUAUUCCUCCCCUGUUCACAAUUACAGUUCUUAGUAAAUGGGAAAUACCGACCACUGUGUCUUGCCUUUUGCAACACUGAACUAUGCAUCGGGGCAGAGACGGGCUGGAAGACUGAGGUUUAGCUCACCAAAUCCAAACCCUUUAAAAACCACACGCCAAUUCUGAUUCCAAAAGGAAUUCAGAAUUUCAUUCAUAUUUGUUGCUUUUUGUUGAAGUCUUUCAAGGGCUAUUGAUAUGAUUUUAUGAUUUUUACUUUCUGUUAAAGCAUUUGAAACAUGUUAUGUUAGUCUGCCAUCUGCCAAAUUGAGCUUUAAUUAUGUCAAAUGUUUAAAUGCUUAACUAACCAUUAUUAAAGGUGUAAUGAAAUAUGCACAAUGUGUACGCUAAAAUAUGGAUACAUGCGUAUAAGCCUACUCGCUGUAUAUAGAUUUAUUUUGUUAUUUCAGGGGAAGUAAACUAGGUUUGUGCCAAAGUGGAUUCUUUCCUAUGGUGGUGGUGGUGGCGUGAUUGAAAAUGACAGUUAGGUUUUAUCAGCACAGAAAAUGUGCUUGCUGUUACCACACCCUCAUCUAAAAGAUAAUGCACAUAUGUUGAGAUGUAUUUGGCUUUUUUACCACCAGGUAUAACAGUGCAGUGCAAUUCCAUCCACAAAUUGCCACUGGUUUCCUGCUAACUGAACCUGGUUGUAAAUUUAGUGAAUAAACUAUGGAGCUUGAGUGGCAGAGCUGCAUGACCCUAUCAGGAGGGGUUCUGUUGGCACUCCAUUCCCCACAUUUAAUGUGGGGUGGGGGGGGUCUUUCAACAGUCUGCUAGGAAUAUAGUGCUGCUUGGAUCAGAUGCUGACAAAGAAGCUUGUUUCACAAUACAAUGCCCAGCUCUGUUCUAAACACUGUGUAUUAUGUGUUUAUUUCUUGCUUUCGGAAAGGAAAUCCCUCAGACCGCGUGUAUAGUGCACACGGUCGCACAGCGUGAGGAGGAACGUGCAAAAUAGUUUGUUUAAGGAAUGUAUGAAUGCAUUCAGGGGGCAUCUAGGGCUGUGGCUUAAAAUGAUUAGAUUCACAACACAUUAACAAUAUCCUGUUGUGUGAACAUUUAAUUGAUGUUUAAUAUUCACAAUGUUGUGAGGAGAAUGUAAUUUUUUUGAUGUCAUGAUGGAAAAUGUUUUCCAUUGGACAUGCUAAGUACAAAGUAAAUAUACCUGAUUUAUGAAUGUUGUACAUACAAGCAUUUUCCAUGGGCUUACGGUUUCAUUGCACAACCCUAGAUGCCAUUUAAAAUUUCAGUUUGUAAGUAACUGGAGUUUUUCCAGGUCUUUAAAGCUCUUGUCUUCCAUCUCUUGUCAAAAAUAAUUUCACAAUUUAGCAAGCAUAAACAGUAUCUUUAUUUAGAUUUCCUUUUUUCAUGAACUAUCGCAAGUGUUGAAAGCAUGUUGAGGUUUUUUUUUGUACACACAACACUACUUCAGUAAUGUCCUGUAAUUAUGUAACAUACUGUAAUAUGUUGGUUUAUUUAAUAUUGCAAUGUUAUAAUUAAAGAUACUGUUAGAAAUCAUAUAUUUUAUUGUGAUCAUUUUCAAUAUGUUACAAGGAGAACCCUGGUGUUUUGAAGAAAUGUAGAAAUUUAUGUCAGGAACAUUGGUCCCCUAUUUGUGUGUAAUAAACCUGCCUCAUUACAUAUUUAA
Messenger RNA from Conger conger (European conger), 6613 nucleotides. It is a transcript of the gene rnf169, whose product is annotated as ring finger protein 169. Bases 6 to 1895 code for a protein of 629 amino acids. Lineage: Eukaryota; Metazoa; Chordata; Actinopteri; Anguilliformes; Congridae. Gene Ontology annotation, biological process: double-strand break repair. Gene Ontology annotation, cellular component: site of double-strand break; nucleus. The transcript is spliced from 6 exons. Gene Ontology annotation, molecular function: nucleosome binding; ubiquitin-protein transferase activity; metal ion binding. The record is from RefSeq and is a predicted model, not a curated record.